Molecule: messenger RNA, 955 nt
Organism: Loa loa (African eye worm)
Lineage: Eukaryota; Metazoa; Nematoda; Chromadorea; Rhabditida; Onchocercidae
Exons: 5
Coding region: 128-955 (275 amino acids)
Source: RefSeq, a predicted model, not a curated record
GAAGGAUGAGAUAAGAAUAAAUAGGCACAUUUAAAUGAAUACGAAUGAGAAGAAUUGGGUUUGACACGCGUGGAGGGCGUCGUUUGGGGAUUGACCUACAUUGCUGGGGAGGGGAGUAGUUCGUUGGAUGAUGAAUGUUACGCUCAUAAUGAGCAUUAUUAGUUUACUAUUAUGUACAUUACCAUUCAGCCGCUUCUUUCUCAUCAUUAUUGUUAUCAUUGGCCAGUUCAGGCUUAGUCAUCAGUUCCGAUGGAAACGCGAUUUUAUGUAUGUUUCCGAGGUGAAUUCUACCGAUGCCACGUGUUUCCAGGAUUGCAAUGAUGAGUGGAAAAGUGUAUUUGAACAUGAAUUCAACUUGAGCACCACUGAUUUUUAUGAUUUCCCUUUACAUCCCGCAGUACUGGAUCGUGCUGGAUUCGUUACUUACUGCAAUAUAUCAGAACAACGCACUCAGUGCUACAUUAAUGAAUGUAAUGAUCAGUCUGCAGUUCGAGUAUUUUCACCAUCUAAUUUCCUAUGCCGUUUCAAGAAGCAUCAUUUUUUGGAAGCGCGAAGCUGCUUGGAAAAGACGGAACCUCUAACGUUUCUGAAAUGUGAUCAGACAUGCCACUUGGAAGCAUUGAAGAAUAUCGAAAACAGAGAGCGAGCAUUUCCGGGCAAGGUGUUCACUAAAAAAGAAACAAGCAAAUAUGAACGGGAACUUGGUCUACUUUGUUCUUUUCAGUCAUGUUAUCUGCAAUGCGAAGAAUUGAUAGUGAAAGGAAGCUGCGAAAGAAAAGAAGCUGAUUCAGCGCUUGCAUUGAUCUCACAGUAUGUUACGUGGCAUGCAUCAGAUAUCUACGAUUGGCACAUCCUUUCAGACUCCCUCGAUCAUUUUCCAUCAAGUUGUCAACGAUUGGCGUUAACAUUAUCCAAUUCUGAUCCCGUUGUUCGCAUAAUCAGUGGCUUCUCUUAA